AAAAAGUACACGAGUCCGUGUGUUUGUUUGUUUUUAAGACCAAACAACAAACUAGUCUUAUCUUCUUCAACCAAAACAGAGCACGAUUAUACCAAUUCAAACAGAGCACGAUUCAUCAUUCUUUUACAGAACAAUUACUAAGAAAAAUCAGGAAAAGUGAAGAAGCGAAAGAGAGAAGAGGAAGAAGGUCGGAUGGGAGUGGAUUAUUACAAAGUCCUCCAAGUUGAUCGCAGCGCCAGUGACGAUGAUCUUAAGAAAGCUUAUCGAAAACUCGCCAUGAAGUGGCACCCCGACAAAAACCCCAACAACAAAAAGGACGCCGAGGCUAAGUUUAAGCAGAUCUCCGAAGCUUACGAGGUUCUAAGCGAUCCUCAGAAGAAAGCUGUAUAUGAUCAAUAUGGGGAGGAAGGUUUGAAAGGGAAUGUGCCACCUCCUGACGCUGGUGGAGCCACUUAUUUCUCUACCGGUGAUGGUCCUACGUCCUUCAGGUUCAACCCUAGAAGUGCGGAUGACAUAUUUGCAGAGUUCUUUGGCUUCUCUAGCCCGUUUGGUGGCGGUGGUGGUGGAGGAAGAGCUACACGGUUCUCUAGCAGUAUGUUUGGUGAUGAUAUGUUUGCCUCUUUCGGCGAAGGAGGAGGCGGUGGUGGCUCCAUCCAUCACGGUGGACCUAGGAAGGCUGCUCCUAUCGAGAACAAGCUGCCUUGUAGUCUUGAAGAUCUUUACAAAGGAACCACCAAGAAGAUGAGGAUCUCCAGGGAGAUUGCUGAUGUCAGCGGCAAGACUAUGCAGGUGGAAGAGAUAUUGACCAUUGAUGUGAAACCAGGGUGGAAGAAAGGCACAAAGAUCACGUUCCCUGAGAAAGGCAAUGAGCAACCCGGUGUGAUUCCAGCGGAUUUAGUCUUCAUCAUUGACGAGAAGCCUCACCCGGUCUUCACUCGAGAGGGUAACGACCUUGUAGUCACGCAGAAGAUCUCACUUGUCGAGGCCUUGACGGGCUACACAGUGAGCCUGACUACACUUGAUGGUCGGAGGUUGACAAUCCCUGUCACCAACGUCAUCAGUCCCGAGUACGAGGAAGUGGUUCCAAAGGAAGGAAUGCCGUUGCAGAAAGACCAGACUAAGAAAGGCAACUUGAGGAUCAAGUUCAACAUCAAGUUUCCAACAAGAUUAAACUCAGAGCAGAAGACAGGAGUGAAGAAACUCCUCGGCUGAGUUUGAGUAUACUCACCCACGUUACAGAGAACAGAGGAGAGAACCAGAGGGUCAAAGCUUCUAGAUGUACUGUUGUAAAUCACAGAGAUUGUGAUUAAAUAUACUGUUGCUUUUUGAUCGAUUUGUACCAUAUGUACUACGAUUGAAUACCUUCAAUAAAUUUUGUUGCUUCUCCUAUAUAA
Camelina sativa (false flax) is the source of this 1394-nucleotide messenger RNA. RefSeq lists its product as uncharacterized. Gene Ontology annotation, molecular function: protein-folding chaperone binding. Lineage: Eukaryota; Viridiplantae; Streptophyta; Magnoliopsida; Brassicales; Brassicaceae. The record is from RefSeq and is a predicted model, not a curated record. Gene Ontology annotation, cellular component: cytosol.